Molecule: messenger RNA, 742 nt
Organism: Botrytis byssoidea
Lineage: Eukaryota; Fungi; Ascomycota; Leotiomycetes; Helotiales; Sclerotiniaceae
Exons: 5
Coding region: 149-466 (105 amino acids)
Source: RefSeq, a predicted model, not a curated record
GAAUUCUAAAUUCUUUCACUGAUUCACGACUUUCACGACUUCACAUGACAAAGGAUUUCACCUAUCGCCACACGAGUUUAGUAGUAACAAGGCACAAUACAAAAAUACAACUUCCUAUCAUACAAUCUCACACCAAAAUCUUCUCACAAUGUCGGCUUCACUUGCACCUGAAUGUAAUGAAGUCAAGGAACGAUAUGAUUCGUGCUUCUUGAAAUGGUAUAGCGAAAAAUACCUUCGAGGUAAAGGUACAACUGAUGAGUGUGAAUCUUUGUUUAAAGAUUACCGGAAAUGCUUAACAGGUGCUUUGAAAGAACGCGGUAUUGAUAAAAUGCUUGAAGAAGCACGAGAGGAUCAUAAGGAACAUGAUGCCACAAAUCUGCGACGGCCUUGUGAAAUGGAAUGCAUACAUGAUAUCAGACUGUAUAAACAACACUACUACCUAUGCAUGGGAAAGGCGCUAGGAUGAUCUUUCAGGUUAAGAUUCUACUAUUAUUGGGGACUUAAAACUAUCUCAACUUUGCAUGAAUUCCAAAAAAACAGUAACAUUCUAUACUCAUAAGCAAUACAUCGACGUAGCACGAAGGCCUUUGAUAGCCAUCAAAGUUUAGAUGGAGAUCCCGUUUAAGAAACAUAACUUAUUGAAAGUGCAACUUCUUUACAUCUCUUCAUUUCAUCAAUAUAGUACAGCAUCAAUCAACCAUAUCCAUGUAUAUGAUAUAUCAAAUUAUAUAGCUUGAACAUC